Molecule: messenger RNA, 2161 nt
Organism: Gadus morhua (Atlantic cod)
Lineage: Eukaryota; Metazoa; Chordata; Actinopteri; Gadiformes; Gadidae
Gene: kcnv2b
Product: potassium channel, subfamily V, member 2b
Exons: 2
Coding region: 195-1817 (540 amino acids)
Biological process (GO): potassium ion transmembrane transport; protein homooligomerization; action potential
Cellular component (GO): membrane; voltage-gated potassium channel complex
Molecular function (GO): voltage-gated potassium channel activity
Source: RefSeq, a predicted model, not a curated record
ACUUAGACAUCCUGUAAGCAGGCCGAUCCUCCCAGUCAGCAACAUUAACAGGGCCACGAUGCAUCCAGCUCCUGCCCUCCAUCCACACAUAAGGGAGGGAAAGUAUUAGCCGAUGGUAAUGCCGACGGGGUUCCGUGCUGCACUGUCUGCUGUGUAACCCUGGAAAAGGGGAGGACAGCGGGCGGGCAUCAGACAUGGGUAGCACGGCCAAGAUGGUCAACCUUUGGAACAGGAGACAGAGCCUUUUCCCCAACUACAAAGUCUCAGGGGAUUACGACAAUCGACGGCCGUCGACGGACAGCGUUGGGCCGCUGGUCAAGGGGAGCUGCGUGAAGUCAUGGAGGUCCAUGCAGGACCUGAGCCGGGACAUCUACGACAUCUACGCAGAGUACGCAGACUACGAGGAGGACGAGGUGGACAAGGAUGAGAACCUGUUCUUUAGCUCCUCGAGACACGCCCCAAAGAAAAACUACAUGAUCAACAUCAACGUGGGCGGCAAGCCGUACCAGAUAGCCUACAGGAUGGCCGCCAAGUACCCCAAGACCCGGAUAGGAAGACUGGCCACCUACACGGACCACAACAUGAAGUUGGACCUGUGCGACGACUACACCGUCACCAACGACGAGUACUUCUUUGACCGGGACCCGGACGUCUUCUUCAGCAUCUUCAACUUUUACCGGACGGGUGUGCUGUGGAUCAAGGAUGAGCUGUGCCCCCGCAACUUCCUGGAGGAGAUCAACUACUGGGGGGUGCGGAUAAAGAACACCCACCGCUGCUGCCGCAUAUCCUUCGAGGAGCGGCAGGACGACCUGAACGAGCAGCUGAAGAUCCAACGGGAGCUGGAGGCCGAGGUGGAGAUCGAGGAGAACGAGGAGCUCUUCCAGGACAUGUUCCUGGGCCACUUUCGCCGGGUCAUCUGGAACCUGAUGGAGAAGCCCUUCUCCUCGGUGCUGGCCAAGCUCAUGGCCGUGGCCUCCAGCAUGUUUGUGCUGAUCUCCCUGGUGGCCAUGACCCUGAACACCGUAGAGGACAUGCAGUACAGGACCCCCACGGGGACGCUCAGCGGGAGGACCUACUGCGAGCACGUGGAGUCCAUGUGCAUCGCCUUCUUCACCAUGGAGUACCUGCUGCGCCUGGUGUCCACGCCGGACCUGGAGUCCUUCUGCAGGAGCAUGCUCAACACGGUGGACCUCGUCGCCAUCCUGCCGCAGUACCUGCAGCUGGUGCUGGAGUUCUUCGACAACGAGGAGAACUACAUGAAGCACGAGGCCGACAUGCAGGCGGUGCGGCAGGUGGGCAAGCUGGGCCAAGUGCUGCGCAUCAUGAGGCUGAUGCGCAUCUUCCGCAUCCUCAAGCUGGCCCGCCACUCCACGGGCCUGCGGGCGUUCGGCUUCACCCUGCGCCAGUGCUACCAGCAGGUGGGCUGCCUCUUCCUCUUCAUCGCCAUGGGCAUCUUCAGCUUCUCCGCCAUGGUGUACACCGUGGAACACGACAUGCCCCAGACCAACUUCACCAGCAUCCCUGCAGCGUGGUGGUGGGCGGCGGUCAGUAUCUCCACGGUGGGCUAUGGAGAUAUCUACCCAGAGACCAUCCUGGGGCGCCUCUUUGCGUUUAUCUGCAUCUCCUUUGGGAUUAUCCUCAACGGCCUGCCCAUAUCUAUCCUUUUCAACAAGUUCUCAGACUACUACGCUAAGCUCAAGACCAACGAGUACACAGCUAACAUGAAGAACCGAGGAAAGGUUAGGUUCGCCAAAAGGACAGCGAGAAUAGUAAACCUUUGUUGUCGUGGAACAAGGGUUGGAGAGGUUGAUACUUGAUUUUUGUUGUAUCAUUUCAUAUAUUUUGUUAUGAAUUUCGCACAAUAUGUAUAUGUUAUUUAUGUAGCCCAAUGUCCUCCUUUACUUUGCAAUGUUAUGGGCUUGAUUUUUCAGCUGAAUAAAGAAAAGUCAAUCUGACCAAAAAACGAGGUAUAUUUUACAAAUAUUGUGCUUUCUAGUUCUAAUACAAAUAUCUGCUGUUUUGUUAGCUGAAUUAGAGAAACUUUCUAUUUGUGGCCUCUCUUGUAUCACAUCCAUAAUUUACAACGGAACAUUAAAAGGGGAUAUGUUGGGGCUUGGCCUCAUAAAGCUGUGUAUACAAUAAAUUGCUGUGUUAUUACUUA